UUGCGCACUGUGUGCUGUGGUGUGUUAACAAUGACUACUGAUCACUAAAUUCUACUGCCUCAAGAUUUAUUGGCACUCCAUGGAGUGGGUCAGCUAGUUAGGAAUUUUGUUUAGGCAGUCAAUGAAACUGAAGGAGAUUUUCAAGGGGAUCUGAGGAGGGCUCCUCACACUAUAAGACCUCUUUGUCCAACAAGGUGGACAGUUCGCACUAAUGCUAUCCGUGCUGUAGAGAACCAGAAGGAGCGUCUAAUGCAUGCUUUGGCUGAGAUGGCAAAAAGUGAAUCGGAUGUAGUUACUAAGGCACAGGCCUUAUGUUGGGAAAUGUUGUUCUUGGUAUUUUCUGUGCUUUGGAGGCAACAGCGGAACUGGAGGCUCUGAAUGUGUCCCUCAGUGUGCAGUUUAGGGAAUGAUUUCUGCAGGAAGGAAUGCAAAUGUUCAGAAAUCUUGAACGAGUCCUCUUCACUGGAGAGGUAAAAGGUGUCAUGCAACAGUACCCAGAACAUAACUCGGACUGCCUGAAAGUACAAUGUUUAGCAGGAAGUACAGUUUCCAGUCUAGCAGUGAAGUUGCAGUCUUUCUUCAGGGGAAGGGUCCAGAUGUCCAUGGCUUCUUUGUUCUUCGACUGCUUCAUGUCAUUUAGGCCGUUUGUUACUUUAACAGUAACAUUUGCAUGGUUUUAUUUGCAUAGUGUAGAUGUAAAGAAAAUGUUGAAAUGCAGGAAGUUAUAUAUAACUGCCCGUGGUUAUAAUUAUGUUAUAAUUUGGCUGUGAUCAAUUCCCCUUGAAAUUUACUUCCCCAUCCUAGAACCCACACACACACACUUUAAAAAAGCUUGAUACACCCCUUGGGGCGAAAGUCCAUUUGGUUCAGUUUUAGGCGUUGUAUCUAUCAUGAGGAUGUUUUAAGAAACAAGUCCUUGGUCCCUCUUACCUUUGUGCUGUCUCAUGUUAAUCUUUUUUGUUUGAUAAACCUCAAAGCGUGAAAUGCAGUUCAUCUAAAGUGCAAAGGGGUACUGGGGCCUGUUGAAUUCAACACCAGAACUGAAAUCGGAACCAAAUCAUUCUCCAGGAUAAAAAUGUGUUAUUCGCAUAUAGAGUAAUACUGAUUGUAAUCUUUAGAAAAUAAAUGCUCAUAAGGAUCCACAGUCUGGGAUUUAAGCUUGGGGAGGCUGUGCUGGCACCAGACGAGUUAAAAGCCACAGUGUUUGCAGACGAUUGCGCGUCUGAAGCGAUCCGGCAGGUCAGGGUUUCAAAGUCCAGUUCAGGCAUGUUUUGUCUGACUGCCUGCAAUAUGGCCACCUGGAAGGAAAUGAAGCGAGAUGAGCUCUGCCGGCAGUACUCGCCCAGCCAAUGGUCGCACAGAAUGUCCGCGGACGAGGUGAUAAAGGCCCACGAGGCAUCGCUCAGAGAAGGCACAGAGAGGGCGCGCAGCAUCACCCAGACGCUACUCAACGUGCCGUACGGAGAAGGGCAGCGGGAGAAACUGGACGUCUAUGUGCCCACCAACCCCUCCCUAGAGAUGCCCUUAGUCAUGUACCUUCAUGGAGGCUACUGGGAGGCUCUCAGCAAAGAGGAGUCUGGCUUCAUGGCGGUCCCGCUGGUGCAGAAGGGCGUGGCCGUGGUGGCCGUGGAUUAUGACAUUGCUCCGGGAGGUAAUAUGGAUCUGAUGGUGUCUCAGGUCCGGCAGAGCGUGGUGUCCGUUGUCCAGCAGUACGCCCACAUCAGGUACCAGAGCAUGUCACAUGACUCAGCAGUACGCCCACAUCAGUGGUGUGUACCUGUGUGGUCACUCCGCUGGGGCUCACUUGGCAGCGAUGAUCCUGUCCACAGACUGGUCUCAGUACGCCGUCACCCCCCAGAUCAAAGGUGCACUUCUGGUUAGUGGCAUUUACAACCUGCUGCCCAUCCUGUCCACUUACGUCAAUGAGCCCCUGAAGAUGACGGAGUAUGUGACCAUGUGACCACGUGACCAUGUGACCUCUACAAGGAGGACUCUAGUCCAGAGCACCCGCCUUGCACGAACUCUUUCUUUAUUGGGGUCACACUCUUAUCAGAGUUCUCAAGCUUUUAAAAUUUUUAUUUUAAAAAGACGUAAAAUGUAGUGAAGCUCAGUCUGUGGUGUGGAGAAUGGUAAAUUAGCCCAGUGCUUCCCCUUAAUGGUAUGGUUAUAUUACUGGACACUGUUAGCUUAGCUUAGCUUCUGUAAUAAUCUGGCCUCUGUCUGUGCUUCUUCCUCUCACAGCUGUGUGUUAAAAUGAGCUGCUUUCAUCUCCAGUGCAGCAGUGUGUGCAUCUGACUGCAGUGACAGCCUGUGCUUGGCCGGGACAUCCACGCACUGCAUAAUCUAACCCCCCCCCCCC
This is a messenger RNA of Paramormyrops kingsleyae, 2359 nucleotides long. The record is from RefSeq and is a predicted model, not a curated record. Lineage: Eukaryota; Metazoa; Chordata; Actinopteri; Osteoglossiformes; Mormyridae.